GGGGCAUUUUUAUUUGGUACAACACCGGAUGUCCUUCACAAGCACUUCCUGGUCAACAUUUCAUAGUAGAAACUUGUUGUCAUCUUCCUCUGACGGCUCGUCAGUUUUAAAAACAAGCAUGCCGGGCCCCGAUAAAGAAACCGAGCUCACGGAGCGUGUUGAAGCCUUUCUGUCCGACCUAAAGCGCGGAGGUAGCGGGGCCGGACCUCUGCGGGGUUCGGCGGAGACCGCCCGAGAAACGACGGCCCUUCUCCGCAAAAUUACAGCUCAGGCUCGGUGGAGCAGCGCAGGUGAUCUAAUGGAGAUAAUCCGGAAAGAAGGAAGGAGAAUGACGGCCGCCCAGCCUUCAGAGACCACAGUGGGCAACAUGAUCAGGAGAGUCCUGAAGAUCAUAAGAGAGGAGUACGCCAGGUCUCGAGGGAGCAGUGAGGAGGCUGACCAGCAAGAGUCUCUUCAUAAGCUGCUGACCUCUGGAGGACUCAGCGAGGAGAACUUCAGGCAGCAUUUUGCUCCUCUCAAAGCCAAUGUCAUUGAGGCCAUCAAUGAGCUCCUCACUGAGCUGGAAGGAACAACCGACAACAUCUCCAUGCAGGCCCUAGAGCACAUUCACUCCAACGAGGUCAUUAUGACCAUUGGGCGCUCCCGCACAGUGGAGGCUUUCCUUAGAGAUGCUGCUGCACGGAAACGCAAGUUUCAUGUCAUCGUAGCGGAGUGCGCCCCCUUCUGUCAGGGACAUGAAAUGGCAACCAACUUAUCCAAAGAUGGCAUAGAAACAACAGUAAUUGCUGACGCUGCAAUAUUUGCAGUCAUGUCUCGGGUCAAUAAGGUCAUCAUCGGAACUCAGACGGUCCUAGCAAAUGGGGGUUUGAGGGCUGUGAACGGAACGCACACUCUUGCCUUAGCAGCCAAGCAUCACUCAACACCUCUUAUUGUCUGUGCCCCCAUGUUCAAGCUGUCGCCUCAGUUCCCAAACGAGGAGGACACUUUCCAUAAAUUUGUCUCCCCACAUGAAGUCCUUCCUUUCACUGAAGGUGAGAUCCUCUCCAAGGUCAAUGUGCACUGUCCGGUGUAUGACUACGUCCCUCCUGAGCUCAUUACACUGUUCAUCUCUAACAUUGGGGGACACGCACCAUCAUAUAUCUACCGACUGAUGAGUGAACUGUACCACUCAGAGGAUCACGAGCUGUAAUCGGUGUAACUAAUAAAUAUGUUUACAUUAAAAUGUC
Messenger RNA from Girardinichthys multiradiatus, 1226 nucleotides. RefSeq names its product eukaryotic translation initiation factor 2B, subunit 2 beta (gene eif2b2). Gene Ontology annotation, cellular component: eukaryotic translation initiation factor 2B complex. Gene Ontology annotation, molecular function: translation initiation factor activity; guanyl-nucleotide exchange factor activity. The coding region runs from base 29 to 1189 and encodes 386 amino acids. The record is from RefSeq and is a predicted model, not a curated record. The transcript has 8 exons. Gene Ontology annotation, biological process: translational initiation. Lineage: Eukaryota; Metazoa; Chordata; Actinopteri; Cyprinodontiformes; Goodeidae.